GCCCAAAUGGCCAAUCAACAUUACAUCUCUAAUCGACAGCAUUGCCAAGUAAUGGACAGACCAUUUGGAUAUAUAAGGUUUCCACAUGUGAAGUUAGACAAGGGACACACGCGCAGGUUUCAUACUGUGAUGUGUCAUGAUGUGUUUGUUAUGUCGAUACGUGUUGCUGUCAUAUAAAUAAUGUGACGAAGUUGUCAUAAAAUUGAACUACUAUUUAGAGAGAGGGACACGCAUUCUGGAGGACACUAGCAAUACUGGAUGGGCUAUUGACAGCAGUGUAAUCCUGUGACUUCUCGAAAGGAGCGAAACUCGAAACUGAUCAGAGCGCAUUGAUUGAGCACAUUGAUUCUGUCAGAGAUGCAGACGUUCGUGAAAGGAAAGAGAGUUGGAUACUGGCUCAGCGAGAAGAAGAUUAAAAAACUCAGUUUCCAGACCUUCGUGGAUUUGUGCAGGAAACAAGGCAUAGAGAUGAUCCAGCUGGAUCUGAGCCAGCCAAUAGAGAAGCAGGGUCCAUUUGAUGUCAUCAUCCACAAGCUGACUGAUCACAUUGUUGAUGCUGACCAGAAUGUCACAGAGUCUAUGCUACUUGUUCAGGGUGUUCAGGACUACAUAGAUGCUCACCCUGAAACAGUGAUUCUGGACCCUCUUCCGGCCAUUCGUACCCUGCUGGACCGCUGCAAGUCAUACAAGCUAAUCCAUAAACUUGAAGACUGCAUGCAAGAUGACAGAAUCUGCUCACCUCCAUUCAUGGUUCUCAAGAGUGAAUGUGGCACUGAGACUCUGGAGCAACUCCACAAACAUGGAAUCACAUUUCCUUUCAUCUGCAAAACCCAGGUAGCUCAUGGCAUUAACUCCCAUGAGAUGGCCAUUAUAUUCAGUGAGGAAGAUCUGAAAGACAUCAAGCCCCCAUGUGUCCUCCAGAGCUUCAUCAACCAUAAUGCAGUGCUGUAUAAGGUGUUUGUAGUGGGAGAGGCCUACAGUGUGGUGCAGCGGCCCUCGAUUAGGAAUUUCCCAUCUGGACCCACAGACAGGAGAGCAAUAUCUUUCAACAGCCAUCAUGUGUCCAAACCAGAGUCCUCAUCUCACCUGACCUUUAGGGACAACAUGGAGGGCCAGUACUGGGCACCCAACAAUGAUGUCAUUCAAAAAAUUUCCAGAAGGUUACGACAGGCCCUCGGCAUUUCUCUGUUCGGAAUUGACAUCAUCAUCAACAACCAGACCGGCCAGCAUGCCGUCAUCGAUAUCAACGCGUUCCCAGGUUACGAGGGAGUGCCUGAGUUUUUCGAUGACCUGUUGAGUCAUAUCACCAGCGUCCUGCAGGGUCAGGCAUCUAGCGGCGCAGCAUGCGGUCAUCUGAGAGUGAAUGGGGUAGCGCAGAGCCCGUCUGUGGCCUGCGGGAUGCACUCUGGCUUGCUGGGAAAUGAAAGCAGUUGGUUGAUGGACAGCGAGGGGAUGAAGAAAGGUCCCCAUCAAGGACUGAGUUGCGCUGGUGCUUGCAUGGCUCCAAACUUUCAUCAGCAUGGCAGAUCUAAUUUAGCAGCGGAGACGUCUUCACAGUGACACGGAGAGCCAAAGCAAUAUGAAUAUUUCAUUACUGUUCACAAACCAGAUGAACCCUCAUCAAAGGGUAGAUGUAUAGAAAAGUCCUUUGUGCCAAAUGUGAAUUGUGUUGGAAAUGAUUAAAUGUGUAUUGAUUGUCUUUUCAUUUAUUUAAUGUUUGAAAGGGGCAACCUGAUCUUAGAAAUGUAUGUGAUUUUUUUUUUUUUUUAAUGAAUGUUGCACUGAACAUGAUUUUCUGAAAAAAGGGCUUUGUGGAGGAACAGAAAAUAUUAUUAAUGUUAAUAUAUUAAUGAGAUACUUGAAAGAAAAAUAGGUGUCAUGAUUUGGGUGUAAGACAUUGCACUAUUUAAAUAAGUGUCCAGCUGGCUCUAAGGCUUUCUCUGAAGGUAAGAUUUUUAUAAGACUAAUCAUUUCACAUCUAGAGGGCCGGGAAAAUUUGUUCCUUCCACAUUGGCAGGUGCUAUGAGAUUGUAUAGGGGUUAUGCAUUGAUUGCAAAUAGAAAACAAACAAACUUACAUACUAUGGAAAGUUCACCCAAAAAUGAAAAUUCUGUUAUCACUCUGUCAUCAUGUUAUUUCAAACCUGUAUGACUUUCUUUCUUGUGUAGAACACAAAGGAAGACAUUUUGUAGAAUGUUUCAACUGUUUCGGUUCACACAGUUAAAGUCAAUGGGGUUCAAAACAACACUGAAACUUUCACUGAACAACACUUUCAUUGUAUGUAAAAAAAAUAAAUGAAAAAAAGCUAAUUUUUCAAUAUAUCACCUUGAUAAAUAAUGACAGUGUUCAUUAUUGGCUGAAUUAUCCUUUCAAAAUCAUUGACAAAUGUGUUAAAUUUGCUAUUUUGACAACUGAGUUUGUUUGUUGGUCUGUUUUGUGCCCCAUCGCAUUGUGUUGUUCUUGUACAUGAUGUAUACUUUGUAAAUAUGUUAAUUUCUUUUUUUGUGAGACAAAAAAGAGCCUCUGAAAUAACACAAAACAAUGAAAUGGACAAUAAAACCAAACUUAAACACUGGGAA
Megalobrama amblycephala (Wuchang bream) is the source of this 2579-nucleotide messenger RNA. It is a transcript of the gene itpk1a, whose product is annotated as inositol-tetrakisphosphate 1-kinase a. The record is from RefSeq and is a predicted model, not a curated record. The transcript has 11 exons. Gene Ontology annotation, biological process: inositol trisphosphate metabolic process. Gene Ontology annotation, molecular function: inositol-1,3,4-trisphosphate 6-kinase activity; inositol-1,3,4-trisphosphate 5-kinase activity; inositol-3,4,5,6-tetrakisphosphate 1-kinase activity. Bases 358 to 1560 code for a protein of 400 amino acids. Gene Ontology annotation, cellular component: cytoplasm. Lineage: Eukaryota; Metazoa; Chordata; Actinopteri; Cypriniformes; Xenocyprididae.